GUGUCGAGACAGAACCUCAGCUUCGCCAGUUGUAUAAGGGUUGGCCAAGAGUAGCUUUGGUCUGUAUGAGUAUGUGUAAUAAUAAUAAUAACAAUAACAACACUAUUAAUAACGAUAAUCGCUGCAUCGGAUGUGCAAGCAGAUGUUUCACGCGUUGAUGGAGCUCGAGAACGAGGGCUGUCUGACUGUCACACACCUGGGGCGCCAGUGCCAGUGUGGGUGUCUGAUGAGCCCGAGGGGUGCAUUAUGACUGACCGUGGGGAACGUGUCUGAAUGUGGAGGGAUCCAGAUUCCAGGCUGCGUGACAAAGGCCGUCUGCGAGGGAGCUGCGCGCCACUGAGGCACGAACACGGGAGUCCGCGGCUCGGCACGCGCCGCGCUGACGCGAGAUCCGCCGGACGGACGGGAGCGCGCGGGGAGGGACACCAUGGACCUGCUGGAGUGCCCGCUGUGCGCGUUCCUGCUCUGCGAGCCCGUGACCGUGUCCUGCGGCCACUCGCUGUGCCGCCGCUGCGCGCUCACUAGCCAGCCCUGCAGGUGCCCCGUGUGCGCGGAGAGACUGCGGCCCCGGGACCUGCGGGGCUCCGGCAACAACGUGCUGCUCUCGGGGCUCCUGGAGAAGGUCCGGCCGCAGGAGAUGCGGCUGCGGGGUCGCGUGCUGGAGCGCCUCAGAGGCGGCGAGUUCGCGCAGGCGGCGCGCAUCGCCAGCGAGGGGAUACAGCUGGCCCCAGGAGACCUGGGUUUGAAGGUAUGGCGUGCAGAAGCCAAUAUGGGACUGCAGCACUUCUCCGACGCUCUGCAGGACUUGGACGAGCUGUGUCGCACGUGUCCCACCUGGACCGAGGGCUUCUUUCGAAAAGGGAAUGUGCUGCUGGAAAUGGGAAGACAAUCAGAUGCUUUAUUUCAGUACCACCGCUGCCUCAAACUGCAGGCCGAUUUCGUCCCGGCCAGGAACCAGAUAAAGAAGGUUCUGGAGGCAGAGGGAGUACAGGUUCCAGAGGACGUCCCCAGGCUCCUGCAGCUGGUGUCGGAGCGCCUCCGAGACCCCAGCCCCAUCACCAGCUCCGUGAGCCCCACUAUCAGGGACGGGUCGCGAUGUCCUCUGGAUGUGGGACAGGACCCAGAGGGGCUCAGGGACUCCAAGAAGACGUCGUGCAGUGUGAAGCACACCACACACACCAGUGCCGAGUGUUGCCUUAGCCUCUGCCAGGCCGUGUCCUUCCUCCCUACUGCAGAGGAUGAUGAAGAGUUAAUGAUGAGGAGAGAUGAGAGGACAAGAAAGGGUCCUUCAGGACAGACGAGUCAGGAGAAGGAGAUGUUUCUCAAUGUGCUCACUGUGUCGGACUUCGAAUGUCCACUCUGCAUCAGGCUGUUCUAUGAGCCGGUUACCACACCGUGUGGUCACACUUUCUGUAAAAACUGCAUCGAGAGAAGCCUGGACCACAACCUCCGCUGUCCACUGUGCAAACAGCCCCUGCAUGAGUACCUCAAGAACAGGAAGUACAAGACGACGGUGCUCCUGGAGAAGAUCAUGUCCCAGCUGUUCCCCCAACAGCUGGCCGAGAGGAGGCAGGUGCACGAUGCAGAGAUGGCUGAGCUCUCCAAUCUGACGAAGGACAUCCCGAUUUUCGUGUGCACGGUGGCCUACCCGGGCGUCCCCUGCCCGCUGCACGUCUUUGAGCCCCGCUAUCGCCUGAUGAUGCGCCGUUGCAUGGAGACGGGCACUAAGAAGUUUGGAAUGUGCACCUAUGAGCCCGGCAAAGGGUUUGCGGAUUAUGGCUGCAUGCUGGAGAUCCUGGGGCUGGACCUUCUGCCCGAUGGGCGGUCCUACGUGGACACCAUCGGGGGCGGUCGAUUCCGGGUGCUGAAGAGGGGCCAGAGGGAUGGCUACCACACGGCUGACAUUGAAUUCCUGGAGGACCAGAGGGUGGAAGGCGCCGAGCUGGAGCUGCUGCAGCGUCUCCAUGACAGCGUGUACCAGCAGGCCCAAGAGUGGUACCGCCGACUCAGCGGGCGCAUCCAGGAGCAGAUCAGCAGACGAUAUGGGCCGAUGCCGGAGAAGGAGGACAACAUCCAGGAAUCAUCUAAUGGACCAGUGUGGUGCUGGUGGCUGCUGUCAGUCUUGCAGCUGGACCCGACCUACCAGACCACGGUUCUGUCCCUCACGUCCCUGAAGGACCGCCUGAGCCACCUCCGCAUUGUGCUGGAGUACUUCUGCCAGGCCUAGAACCUUCUGGGGCCUGAGGGCUCGUCUUGCAAGCAGGACCUGGCGCUCAGAAUUCAGCGACGAGUUGUCGCCGCUUGCGUAUCUGACACGUACGGCCACGUGUUCUGGCAGUGUGCCAGACGCUCGCAGUCACUGUGUGUAAAUACACACGUAUGCACGUGCACGCAGGCACACGCUCGCACCAGGCUGUGUUCUUUGAUGCUGGCCGAACUAGCUGUCCCCUUUCUGUGGGCUGCAAUGAUGCCGUUCCCCAAAGCGAGCUUUCUUCGACUUUUCUUUAAGGGUCACUAUGAUUUAGGUUUUUACACUGCGUACGCACACCACUCAACAGGAAUUCUGCGUGUGCCGCCUCUCUCCUCCACUAGAGGGCGACAAAGAAAUUAUUUCUGACUCACUGUUAGUACAUUUAUUAUGCAUUAUUGCAGAAUUACAAUUAUUUGUCACGAUACCUCAAAGCUCCCCUUACUUUUGACAAGUUUUACUGUUUGAAAAUGUAAGCACGAAAUCUGUUAAUGAUGGCAUCUUUAUUUUUCAUUUUCAUUGCAAAAGAAUAUGACAAGUCGGAUCUCACGGAAUUCAUAGUGAUUUAUGGGGACGGCGAGGAGCUGUGGCCUAAUUUAUAUAAAAGUUGCAUAUGCAGUGCUGCCUCGUUUUUAAUGAGUUUAAUAUGUAGACGCACUGGGGGUCGGGUUUCUCCGGGUAGAUGCUAACGGACGUUUGGUAAUGGUUCGAAGUUGGUGCCAUCCAAGAUUGCAUGGAGGGGUGGGCAGUUUUUGGAGCUUCCUCAUCUGCAAAGGUGACCCCGGUCCACAGGUGUAGCAGUGGGGGUGCUCACCGAGUGCGGAGUCACUCCCUCUGUGGGCGGGGCAAGAAGGGACAGGAAGGGUGCUCACAGUCCCAGUGCUGCCCUUGCAGUCGAACCCACAACCCCAUAAUGUUAGGUCCUUUCCUCACUGGCACUGGUGCCUUGGAGCUUUGGGCCUUAUUUUCUUUGUAGAACGUGUUGUUUCUCUGAAAUUUUUUUUCCUUUUAUUUUUAGUGCCACUUCUCACACAAUGUCUAAAUUUUGAGGCUACAGUCUUUUCCGUGAAUUAUUCUGCUCUCCCGCUUGGACCUGGGUGAAAUUAUUAGCGGGCAAGAAACAUUUUUUUAUUAUGAUGAUUGUGCCAUAGUUAUGAUUAAUAUGUAGUCACAAUAGAUUGAGUUCUGAAAAGUACUAAUCAUAAUCGGUCAGAUAUUUUUUCGAGGUUGUGCACUGCGUUGUCCUUUAGCCGAACACCCUCUCAGCUGUUUAGUGAGUAAACACACACACACACUGACGCACUCACACACACACACACACACACACACACACACGGAGGUACACAUUGGGUGUGAGUUAAUGAGCUUGGCGACUUAUAUAGAAUUGAUUUACAAACUGUUCUGAAAAGGUUUUGAAGUUUAAAAAUGGGAUUUCAUUAAUGGGAGACAGAGGCAGGGCCGUAGCGGGUGAGGAGAAGAUGGAGAGAGCGGUGGUCCGCGCCUUCAGAAGCACGUCGUAGUCGUCCGGCCACCCGUGCGGCCCACUCCCUGUCCACGGCGGCUCGCUGUACAUCCUGCAGCGAACCAAAAUCGGAGCUUUAACCCAAUCUUUUCUCACUUGUUUAGAGCCCAUUGCUGUUUUGCACACGAGAACCUGUUCGCCAGUUUAUACGUGAGCAUGCGGUCUGAAAGGUGCACAUGCAGCUUCCUUAUCCAUAACUGGGUUAAUAAACUGGUGUGGUGGAGCAGUACCUCUCUUGCAACCAGUUCACAGGAUCGAUAUGUAUAAACUGGUGAAAUGGUGCGGGAAUGUAUUCUCCAUUGGGACAAGAACUCUACAAGUCAGUGAAAUACUUGAUGCCGAGGAAGGGGGACUCCAACUCAGUGGUGUCCUGUCUCCCCUUCGUGUUCGAAAAAGGUUAAUACUUGCGCACAAGAACUCUUUUUUUUUUUUUUUGCACGUCUUAUGUUUUAUGUACUUCAAUUAUCAGGAAUCACUGUGAAAUAUUUUCUUAUUGCAUAUCUCUUUUUUGUUUUUGUUUCACUCUGAUGAAUUAAUUUGCUCCCCACUAGUCCAAAUUAUUUCUCCCCUUCCUGCUUAUCGAAGAGGAUUCUGUUAAUGCAGGAAUAGGUUUUAUGCAGUUGCGUACUCCCGGCAAGUUUCACAUUCACGUGUGAAGUGUGUCUCGAGGUUCCCGACUACAGGAUGUCGACUUGCAGCUUUCGGGAUGCAGGUUUCCCAUCUGUGGGAAUUCCAAUCAGUUCUAUACAGUAAGUCAUAGUUGAACCACUAAUGCCAAACAUGAUGGGUUGAAUCACUACUGGUUGCUGUGUCGAUGGGUUUCUCCCACUUUCCUGUGGUUUCAAAAGGUGUGCAGCUUCUUACGAUGAGUUCAGAUGCCUUGAGCAACAAACGCCUUGUACAAACUGUUAUGAAAUGUAAUAAAUU
Molecule: messenger RNA, 4697 nt
Organism: Scleropages formosus (Asian bonytongue)
Lineage: Eukaryota; Metazoa; Chordata; Actinopteri; Osteoglossiformes; Osteoglossidae
Gene: lonrf4
Product: LON peptidase N-terminal domain and ring finger 4
Exons: 13
Coding region: 428-2227 (599 amino acids)
Biological process (GO): protein ubiquitination
Molecular function (GO): ubiquitin protein ligase activity; protein binding
Source: RefSeq, a predicted model, not a curated record